GAUUUCCCGUCGGUCCUGAUUGGCCCGUUGGAGUACGAACGUUGGCUCCGCCCACCAGACGUUACGCACUGACACAACGCGGAAGUGAGGGAUUUGUAUUAUCGUCGGCUGCAGAUUCAGGAGGUUCAUCGUCUCGUCAAAUAAGGUCUCCUCUGUAAACGCCCCACGUGGAGAGAAUAAGGUUCAGCAGUUCCUCUGUAAUGAUGACAUUUAGUUAAACCUGUCAGUACGCCAAUGGAAGCUCCGGUCACGGCUCCCAACUCCUCCACUCUGCCUCCACCGAUCCCCCUGCGUCCGGCCGUUGCCCCAUCGGUGCAGCUCGGCUUCACUAUCCUCUACACCACUCUGUACGCAGGCCUCUUCCUGGUGGUUUACGGCCAGCUGUGGCUUCUCUACCUCUACAGACACAAGCGAUGGAGCUACCAGAGUGUCUUUCUCUUUCUCUGCCUGCUGUGGGCUGGCCUUCGCACCACACUCUUCUCUUUUUACUUCCAUAACGCUCUGGAAGCCAACCACCUUCCUGUUGCAGUCUUCUGGCUGCUCUACUGCUUCCCUGUGUGUCUGCAGUUUUUUACUCUCAGCCUUAUUAACUUGUAUUUUACUCAGGUAUUACUCAAAGCAAGAGAAGCGUACAGCUCAGAACUGAAUAAACGACAGUGGAUCGCACGGUUUAUGUACGGUGCUUUUAGCGCCAUCUUCCUCACCGUCAACAUUGUGUGUGCAGCUCUCGGGGACCGAGGCAGCAGAGGAGAGGCAGGAGACCGAACCUGGAAUCUAGUCCUGGUUCGAGUGCUAGUCAAUGACUUGCUCUUCAUCCUGGAUGCCGUGCUGCUGGCUGUCGUGCUGCUGCUCCUGACACGACACUCACACUCCACCAGUGCCUACCUGGUCAGCAAGGGGACCACAGUGUGUCGUACAGCAGCGCUGGGAGCAGCAGUGAUCUUAUUAUUUGCCAGUCGAGUCUGCUACAACCUGACAGUCCUCUUUCUGUCCGAGAGCCAUCGGGUGGAGUCCUUCAACUUUGACUGGUACAACGUCUCCGACCAGGCUGAUUUACACAAUGAACUAGGCGACAGAGGCUACCUGGUCUUUGGAGCCAUCCUCUUCAUCUGGGAGCUGCUCCCAACCAGCCUGCUCAUCCUCAUCUUCAGAGUCCGCCGGCCUGCUCAGGAGAGCAGCAGCUUGGCCAUCAACAACAGGGUCCUACCGCGUCCGUAUUUCUUUGAUGAUCCUCAAGCCAGCGAUGAGGACGCACCUGUUCCAUGGGCUCGCAACUCAAAUCCACACUCAAGCUGGUAUGGAUCAGAGACGGCUCCCCUCCUGUUCCCUAGCAACCCUCCAGACCAGAAUCAUCAGCAUCACUCUUUCUACUCCACCCCUCAGAACUGACCACUGUCCAGCCAGCAGUACCUCCCUCUGUGAGCAGAUUUGCACUGAAAACCUCAGGAAAUCACCUCCCCACAGCGACUGUGCACCUUGUCGUUUUACAGAGAAUAUAUUUGAAACUUGUUGUUGUUUUUAUGUAAAAAGGGAUCAAACUUGGUGGGCAAAAACCCUUCCAGACUUUAACGGGCAAACGUUGUUCUCAGCGACUUCCUUAUAAGUGUUAAGCUGAGAUUUAGACACACAGUUGGCUUGUUUUAUGUCAGUAAUUAUCCCACUGUGGGUUUACAAGUCUUACAGUUCCUAAAUAUGGCACAUUUAGCUUCGUCUGCAUUCCUUAAUGCGUGUGAUGUAAUGUAGUUUGUCGGAAAUAGACUCAAAUACAAAUGAACUUUUGGUAUUUGUUGCACAGUAUAUUUUUCCAAGACCAGUAAUGUAAGUAAUAAUUUCAUUAACACCAGCAGACUGUAUAUUUCCUAAUGUCAGUCCUCCACAUUGAUGCAGGUUUACUGUACUUUUUCCUCUAGGGCCUGUGUCUGAUAUUCCUCCGGUUUGUUUGUCAUGUUUGUACAAAGUUCUAUUAUUUUAAAAAGCUGAUUUUGAUUCCUUUCCCGUAUAAUUAUAUUUUGAUGAAAGUUUAACUUAUUUUAUAAUUACAGUUCUACCUUUAUUUGUAGCUAAAACCUCAUUUUGCUCUACUUAUGGCUGUUUUUGGUAAGAAGUUGCUUCAUAGUGAGUCACCAUAUGACUGACGUUAACUAUGUGAACUUCAAACCAAUAAAAAACAUCCAAACAAA
This is a messenger RNA of Amphiprion ocellaris (clown anemonefish), 2180 nucleotides long. It is a transcript of the gene gpr137, whose product is annotated as G protein-coupled receptor 137. NCBI's taxonomy places the organism in Eukaryota, Metazoa, Chordata, Actinopteri, Pomacentridae. Gene Ontology annotation, cellular component: lysosomal membrane. The record is from RefSeq and is a predicted model, not a curated record. Gene Ontology annotation, biological process: positive regulation of TORC1 signaling.